AAAAUUUUUGUCAUAAUAAUGCAAUAAAUUGCACCUGUUCUUUUUUCUACAAAUUACUAUAUUAAUUCAGCGCGAAAUAAAUAACAAAAAAUCAAAGUUAUGUAAAAAAAUGAACAAAAUAAAAUAAUUAAGUAACAAAAGUGAAAUAAAAUAUCAUGAAAAAAUAUGAAAACACAAAGAAUAACUACAACUUUAACAUUAUUUAGCUUAUAAUAAGUAGAAUAAUCGCAACUAAAAAAAAAACAAACACAUUGCAGAUAAAAAAGAGGUCACGACUAUUUAAACGUUAAAAUUUACAGUGGCUCAAUACGAAUUUUGUCAAUAUUUAUUAAAUCUAGUACAGCAAAAUUAAAUGAAAAAGUGAAAUUAUAAUAUUUUUGCAUAAAAAAAACUCUAAUUUAAAUUUUUAUAAAUCAAAUAAUGUGAAAUAAAACAACUGAGAAAGAAAAUAACUGGGGGUAAAAAAAUAAAUUAUAAAAUUUAAACAAAUAAAAUAAGAGCGCAAAAAAUAAUGUUUCGAAUAAAAAUUAAAGAGAUGCUAUCAACAACCACCAUUCUCAUAAUAGUUUUUACAAUAUUAACAAAUCAAAUAAAAUCAACAUUGGCUGGACCAAAAGGUGCAAGUAUUGUAGAUCAUUUAAGAGCCGAAUAUAUAAAUUUAGAUACAGCAUUAUGGAAAUAUUUAAAUGAACGUCAAAUCGAUAAAAAAUCACAAAUUAGAAAAGUUUUUGAUAGUCAUAGGCAAUUUAUAAAAGAAAAUUUAUCAUUAAUAUCAUUUAAAUCAGAUAAAUAUUUAUUAUUAAAUCGUUACUAUGAAGGGCAAGAAUUACAAAGAGAUUUAAUACAUUUGGAUGGUGAAUUCGGUUAUUUCAAAAGUCUUGUAUAUAAAUCUGCAUCUAAUGAGGAUUUAAUUGAAGAACGUGCAAUAUUAGAUUUUACUGAAGAAAUUUUAAAUGAUUCAGUAAAAAAAAUGUUUGAUAAUAUUGAUAAUAUUAUGAAUAAACAAAAAUUAAGUUAUCGUAUAGUAUUGGAUGCAAGAGAUCAGAUAUGCGUAACCAAUCAAUCGGCGCAACAAUUUUUAUAUUCGUUGUAUUCUGAUGUUGCAUAUGCAGAAUUGAAGGGUUACACAAUGAUGCAAUUUUCUUGGAUGAUGUUAAGGAUUUACGAAAAAGGUAAUUUUACGGAGGAAUCUAACUUAAUGCGAAACGAAUUCAUCAAACGAAUAGAUCGUACACAAGAUGCCUUACGUGGAGUUAUAAAGCAUGCGGAUCGUAGUGUAUGGAAAUGUGAUCCAACUAAACAUCUCAAGGGACAAACAUAUGAUGAAGUUACUCGACUCUUACAAGGUUAUAUUGAAAAUGAGGUUGACAUGAAUGAAGAUGGAACAUGUAGAGAAAAUUGUGCGUAUUAUCAAGUUUCUAAAAGUCAUGGUUGUUAUCAGGAUCUCUAUUGUGCAAAGCAACAACGUUGCACUGGAAAAUUGUACAAUUGUCAAUAUGUAGAUUCCGAUAUGUGGAUUUGUCCUUCGGCACUCAAUAGUAGUAGACGUUAUGACUACAUCGAAUAUGAAAAUGGAAGAGUGCUAGGUGAAAAAAGCGGUAGCUGUGUUAGAGGUACCUCCAAAGUAGAUUCCUGGUGGAGAUGGCUGUUUUGGCAUUGCAGUUAUUGUUUUUGUUUAUGUGAUGAACAAGGGUUGAAAUCAGACAGAUAUUUUAAUUUAAGAUCAACCGAAUCCGAUAUACACAAAAACAUGGUUGUAACAGGACUUCGAUUCGUUAAAGUUAAAAGAAUUUUCCAUUUGCAAGUGCAGCAGGGUGAACUUUUACCUCGAGGUAACAUUAAACAAGAAUCAUUAGAAUGGAAACCAGUAGAUGAUUACCAAAUAUUUGACCGAAACGUCAAAUCAAAAGUUGACUAUCAUACAUUGGCUUGGGAAAACCGUGCUAUUGAUUUAGAUGAUAUCAAUGUUGUUGAUCCAACACAUGUAAUUACUGGAAUUAGAUUUAGAGUUGUGGGCACUCAUUUAAAUCUAGAAGCCAAAUUAUCUGAAUAUAAUUUUGAAACCGGUCUGUUAGUUGAACCAGAAAUAAAUAGUUUCUGGCAAUCUAAUGAUAACACAGAUGUUACAGGAGAUAAACGAACACAAGUUAUAUUGCGCAGUCCUGAUAUUCCAAUAAGAAGUAUUGCUAGAUCUCAAGUAAAAUCUAAACAUAAUCAGUACAUCGAAUUUACUAACACAGACAUGGACAAAGAUGCUGCACAAACAACUGUUCCUUUUAUUGAUAUACAAGAAGUAACAUCAAGCCCGCCAGUUCCUUUAUCAGGAGUUGGAAUUUAUUACAAAGGAUCGGGACAGUAUGGUGGUUUUAUUGCACCUAAAUUAAUUACAUAUGACUUUACACCACAUAUUCAAUCACCGUUCAAAGCAGAAGAAAGAUCAAGAAUGAUUUGAAUUUAAACAAAUUCUAGUGAAACAUACAAAGAGAAAUCAUAGAAAACUAAGAAUACUUUUUCUGCUUAUGUGUAUGUGUGUAUGCAUGUGUUUUUCAAUAGAAAAUCUGAAAUUUUAUUAUAAUGCAAAUUUUCUAUAACUUAAAAAUGAGAAGAUUAAAUAAACCUAUAGUGAUUUUAUAGAAAUAGUAAUAAAUUUUGGUUAAUCAAAUUAUGCAAAUAAAAAUGUGAGAAACAUUUCAUAAAAAACUAA
This is a messenger RNA of Condylostylus longicornis, 2704 nucleotides long. RefSeq lists its product as uncharacterized. The transcript has 6 exons. Lineage: Eukaryota; Metazoa; Arthropoda; Insecta; Diptera; Dolichopodidae. The record is from RefSeq and is a predicted model, not a curated record. Bases 512 to 2452 code for a protein of 646 amino acids.